GGCGCCCCCGGGGCUGCGCCGAGCGGGGGCCGCGCCAUGGCGGCGGAUGGCCACGGGGGCCGGGAGCUGCUUGCCCUCAUCCACCAGCACCUGCUCCGCGGCGGCUUCGCCCGGGCGGCCCGAGAGCUCCAGGCGCAGACCGGGCAGAAAUUGCUCCCUUCCCUCUCAGCCUCUCUCGAGGACAUCUUUACCCACUGGGAAAAAACUCCCUCAAAUACCAGGAGAAAGGUGAGUGAGGAGGAGGCAGCCAUCCCAGAAAAGAUCAGAGUUCCUGAUCCCGUGAGCAGCUCUGAGAGCUCUGAGAAGGAAGAGGAUGAGAAGGAGAAGGCGAAAGCUGCCAAGGCAGCCAGCCUUCCACUGACCACAAACUCAGGAGUGACUGCAGAAAGCAGUGAGGAUGAGGACUCCUCAUCAGAAGAGGAGACGUCCGCCGGGAAAGGAGCAGGCACGGUGACAGCAGCUGUGGUGAGUGGCAAGGCUGCCAACUCCCUGCAUUCUCCUAGCAAAGCUGCUGUCCCAGCAGGCAGAGCGGCAGGGCCCUCUGCUGCAAACAGAGCUGUGCUCUCGCACAAGCAGCAGCCCAGUGCAUCAGCUGUGUCUGCAGCCCCAGCCAAGGCUGGGCAGAAGCUGCCUGGCCCUGGGAAGCCCAACCAUGCCACAACAGCCAGAGUAGGUCAAAGCAAAGCGCCGGUAACUGCCAGAGGAUCGGACAGCUCCGGCAGCAGCUCCUCGUCGGAGAGCGAGGAGGAAAAAGAGACUCCAGCUGCAAAGGCCCCGGCCCCCAAAGUGGAGCCAAAGAAGGCAGCUGGGGCUGCUGAGAACAGCAGUGAGGACUCAAGUGAUGAAACAUCCGAGGAGGAGGAGGCUGCAGCUCCAACGGCCCAGGCAAAGCCAGCUGUGAAAACAGCUCAGGUUAAUGCAGCACCUGUGAAAAGUGCCCCUGCUGCUGCAGUGCCCCUCAAGAAGAGUGCAGUGAGGCAAACAGCACUGCCACCACACCAGGCCAAACCCACACCGGCUCCUGGGGCUGCAAAGCCUGCUGACACCUCAGAGAGCAGCGACUCCUCUGACAGUGAAGAUGAGGAGCCUCCAUCCUUACCCCAGACGCAGCCACCUCCCAAGCCCUCCCAGGCCGUCCCCUCCCCGCUGAAACCUACACCAGCAGCAGCGCUCUCCAGUAAGGCAGCUCCAGCUAAAACACUUCCACCUGCUGAAGGGAAGCCAGCACCAAAAGCAGCAGUGCCAAAGCAGACCAAAGCCACACUGGGAAGGGCUGCUGCUGCCCCAAAGGCUGCUGAAAGCACGAAGCCAGCUGAGAGCUCCAGCUCCUCCAGCAGCGAAGAGGAGGAGCCCCCUGUGCCCAUCAGCCAGAAGAGAUUGACAGAGCAGCCUGGGCCUGUUCCCAGCCUCAGCCAGGCUGCCAAAACUGGGCCACCUGAAAAAGCACUGGGAAGCACCUUGAACACCCAGGCCUCAGGAAGUGAGAGCAGUGACUCUUCUGACAGUGAGGAGGAGACCUUGGUGGCACAAACACAGCCUCCACAACCUGCAAAAGCCAAUGCUGUGCCCCAGCCAACAAAUGUGAAGAAGGCUCCAGCUCCAGCUCCUGCCCCAGCCCCAGCCCCUGCCCCUCCACCUGCGGCCAGCAGCGACGAUUCCAGCCAGGAGUCAGAUUCAGAGGAGGAAAUAGUCCCUCCCACUCAGCAGGUUCUGUCCCAGCAGAGUGUCAAAGCAAACAAGGUUUUGAGCACAGUGGCUGCCAAGGAUAAUGCCACACUGCCCCCAGGGAGGGGGCUGAAGGCUCCUGCUGUGCCUGCAGUCAGCAGAGUGUCUGAGAGCUCCAGCAGCGAUGCCUCGGAGCAGCAUGUGCAGGCCAAAGAGGCCUCCACUGCUCCUUGUCUGAAGCAAACAGUUCCUGUGGGAAAAGCUCCUCCAGCCAGCCCUGCUGCCCCUCAGGCUGCUUCGCUCUCAGGAGCUGCCACUGCCAAGUCAAAGAAGCCAGGCCUGCAGCCAGUGCAGGAUGCCCAGCUGGCACAGCCUGUGCCACCCACCAAGGCAGAGGACACCUCAGGCAGCAGCAGUUCCUCGGACAGCAGUGAUGAGGAGACCCCCAAACAGCCCCCCAAACCUGGCUCACAGCAGAAACCAGCAGGGAUCCAGCCAGCCCACAGCUCCUCCUCAGAGUCCAGUGAAGAGGAGGAGCAGGCAGCAUCACAGUCCCUCCUCACAGGCUAUGUGGGCCGCUCCAAGCCUCCAGCAGCGGCCCAGGCACCAAAGACGGUUCCCCCCGAGCCUGUGGGCAAGGUGGGGCAAGGGAAGGCAGCCACAGCUGCUGCAAACUCCCUCCCCAACCCCCCCCCGAAGGCGGCCCCAGGCGACAGCGACAGCAGCGACAGCAGCGACUCCGAUACCGACGUGGAGCAGGGGGCUCCAAACCACAGAGCAGAACCCCACCCUCCUCUAGGGCAGGAAACCACAGGAACCUCCAGCAAAGAGAAAGUGGCAGGAAAACCAGAGCCAGCUCCUGCCAGCCUCAAACCUGCCCGACCCAAGAAAGCCCUGGCUGUGAAAGAGAAUGAUGCUGGGGCAAAAGGGGUGCAAGUGACCCCAGCACCACACACCACACUCCCCACCCCACAGGCAGAGGAGUCCAGCUCUGGGAGCGAAACUGAGAUCAGCACUGCUGCCAGAGCUCCUGCACUGCAAACACUGGAGGGGUUGGAAGGGAAGAAGAAGAAGAAGAAAAAGGAGAAAAAAGAGAAGAAGGAGAAGAAGAAAACUUCCUCCACAGCAGACAAGGCUGUGAAAACAUCCAAGAGCAAAGACAAAGAGAACAAGAAGCAGAAAACGUCUCAGAAGAGGAAGCUGGCAGAAGAGGAUGAGGCUGCUGUGCAGCCCAAGGAGAAGAAGAGGAAAGGGCAAGCUCAUGAGGAAGCACCCAAAAAGAGAAAGAAGAAAGCAGCUGGUGACCUGGAGAAGCUGCCAGACAGCAAGGAGAAGAAAAAAACAGCUAAAAAAAAAAAGGCUGGAAAAGAAAAGAAGAGCAAAAAGAUGCCUCUGGAAGGGGAGCCUGUAGCAGAUGGCUCUGCUGAGGUUCCCAAGAAGAAGAAGAAGAAGAAAGCAGCUGAGCCUGAAGGAUAGUGAGCAGGUAGCUGGCCCCUGGGGACUGUCAGCUGGUAGCUCUGAGCAGCGGUCACCUCGGCCAAAUUCCGUCCUCCUGGGCCCACCUCGGGAAGACAGUGAACCUUCUGAGUCAGCCUGGCCUGGGGUUAGAGGUCCAGGGAGUGGAGCAGUGUGAGGAGAGCCCUGCAGCAGCGUCUUGGCUCCUCUGGAUGUGUUUGACCUCAACUCUGUAGCUGCUGAGAGCCGGCUGUCCAGCCGGGACGCUGCUGCCCUCUGUCAUCAGCGGAGCCAAGCGGCCUCUGGCAGGGUCUGCCUUGGCCCUGCUGACCACAGGGAGCUUGCAGAAAGUGCUGUGGGUGAGGUGGUGAUGUUGUAGUCACCUGGAAGCGGACCAGAUGCACCUGCCCUGGCUCUGCUGGGCUGGAAGGCUGCUCUCCUCCUCCCCACCCCUAGCUCCCUAACUCCCCUCCCCCAAGGUACCGCAUCCCUGUGAUCAAGGAUCUGUGGGUGAAGAUCAAAACAGGAGAGAGAGAGAGAGAGAGGAAAGGAGAAAAGCCUGGCAGGAGAAUUUCAGCUCUUGGGUUUUGUUUUUAUAUGGUAAUUUAUAACUCCUUUUAACUGUGACUCUUAGAGCAGAGCAAUGUAACCUCCUGCCUCCUCCUGCCCUGCUUGAGGCCCCCCCAGACGGUUCCUUUGUUGCCCCCUCCUGACAGCUCCCUUGUUGCACAAGAGCUGAGCUCACCUGAAGGAGGCAGGCUGACCAGAGAAGAGCCAGCUUGCAGAAACUACUUUCCUCCUAGCUGACACCCACCCAUCUCUUUUUCUCCUCACAGAGCUAUAUUUUUAAGAGCAACUUUGACCUUUUCUGUUUUAUUUUCCCUCUC
Dryobates pubescens (Downy woodpecker) is the source of this 4007-nucleotide messenger RNA. It is a transcript of the gene TCOF1, whose product is annotated as treacle ribosome biogenesis factor 1. The coding region runs from base 37 to 3141 and encodes 1034 amino acids. Gene Ontology annotation, molecular function: protein binding. Lineage: Eukaryota; Metazoa; Chordata; Aves; Piciformes; Picidae. The record is from RefSeq and is a predicted model, not a curated record. The transcript has 17 exons.